ACUACAAGUAGUUCAGUACGUGAGACUUUGCAUGCUAGCACCCUGCAAGCCCUGGAACUACAACACCAAGGGGGGCAGGUUAGUUGUUACUGUUCGCCUCUCUCUGUUUCAACUCUUUGUUGGUCAAGGAGGACUUUUGUUCUCCAUCCCCGAUGGAGCACGGCUGACUUUUCACGAUCGGAACCCUCAACGACUGCGCCAAAGCAGAAAAGGAAUCGAUGACAAGAAAUUCCUGAUGCAAAACGAUCUUCUGGAUUCUUGAAGAAACAUGAUUUCCUGCAAAAUUCACCCAGGAGCCUGCAGAGCUUGGCUCACUCGUCUCUUUUCUUCCAGGCGACGUCCAGGCAGGAGCUCAGUUUGUCCACCUUUGUGGGCCCGCAGCCGGUGCCCCCUCUGGGUCAGACCCUGCAGGGCUACCUGAGAGGUCUGGAGCCCCUCCUGCCCCCUGAGGAGCUCAGCCACACCCGCAGGAUGGUGCAGGAGUUCGGCAGGCCCGGCGGUCUCGGUGCACAACUUCAGCGGGGCCUGGAGAAGAGAGCCAGGCACACCAAGAACUGGAUCUCAGACUGGUGGGUGCAGUGGGCCUACUUGGAGAGUCGCCUGCCAUUGCCUGUGCACUCGAACCCGGCCAUCUCUCUACCAAGGAGAGAUUAUAAUGGUUGGAGGGGGCAACUCUUGUUUGCAUCCAAACUGAUUGCAGCAGUGCUUGAUUUUAAGGCCAAAAUGAACACUGGCCAGCUGCCAGUGGAGUACAUGCGAGGCAAGCCGCUAUGCAUGGACCUCUACCCCCUGCUCUUCUCCUCAUGUCGCAUCCCGGGCCCCAAGCAUGACUACAUCGCUCAUCACGGCACCCAUCGCCGGUCACCAACACACAUCACCGUAGUCAGGAACUAUCAGUUCUUCCAGCUGGAGGUAUACAACAGCGACGGUUCCCGUCUGACAGAGAGUCAAAUCCAUGAGCAGCUGUUGAGGAUCAGGUCUCAGUCCUGGAAGACCGACAAGGAGCCGAUGGGCAUCCUGACCAGCGAACACCGCCACACGUGGGGUCAGGCCUACAACCGCCUGCUAAGAGAUAAACUCAACCAGGAAUCGGUGUGGGCAAUAGAGAAGGGACUUUUUUCUCUGUGUCUGGAUUCACCUGUCAUGAGGAUAUCAGAUGAGAAGUAUGCCAGCCGUAAAGCGGCUCAGGUCCUGCAUGGAGGCGGGACCUUCUCCAACAGUGGCAACCGCUGGUUUGACAAAACUCUGCAGUUUGUGGUGGGCGAGGACGGCUCCUGGGGUCUCCUGUAUGAACAAGCCACAGCCGAAGGUCCGCCCAUAGCAACCCUACUGGAUUACAUCCUGCACUACUGUGAGAAUCCCGACCCAAGGAGAGCGCCGCUGGUGCCCCUUCCAAUGCCCAAGAAGCUUUACUUCCACAUUGAUCGAGACAUCAAGAGAGACAUAGAGCACGCUAAGCAGAACCUUGAUAUACUGAUCAAUGACCUGGAUGUCAACGUCUUUAACUUCACGAAGUUUGGCAAAGAUCUUCCCAAGCAGCACGCCCUGAGUCCAAACUCCUUCAUCCAAGUGGCGCUGCAGCUGGCCUACUACAGAGUUCACAAUGAGGUGUGUCCCACGUGCGACAUUGCCUCUCAGAGGAUGUUUCGAAAAGGAAGGACGGAGUACAUCCGCUCGCCCACGAGCCAGACUCUUAAAUUCAUCCUCGCCUUUGUUGAUCCGUCUGUGUCGCGUGAAGCCAAGCUCCAGCUGUUCAGAGAAGCUGUUGAAGCCUACUCAGCUUUGACAACCCAGGUACUUAAAGGACACGGCAUAGACCGGCACCUUCUGGGCCUGAAGCUGCAAGCCAUCGAAGAGGGAUGGAGCGUUCCCAAAAUCUUCAUGGAUACCGCCUAUGGUCUGGCAACACAUUGGAAACUCCGAACAGGCCAGGUGCCUGCGAAUACGGACAGCGUGAUGUGUUUUGGGCCACUAGUUCCUGAUGGUUAUGCCGUAUGUUACAACCCACAGUUGGGCCAUGUCCACUUUUCUAUAAUUGCCUUCAACUGCUGCGAGGAGACAAAUGCAGAAAUAUUGGGUGUGACCCUGAGGGAGACCCUGUGCCAACUACAGGAGUUACUGGAACCUAGUCUGGAGAGCCAAAAUGAGACUCCCGGAAGGUGAAAACAAACAUGAUCUUCUAAACAUGUCAAACUGUUCAUGGAGAGUGGAUUGUUCUUAUGCAUGCCACUCGGUCUUAAGCAAGGUUUGCUUUGUUACUACAAAACUGCAAGCAUGGCAUUCUAUCUUUGUGCAAAAAGUGAAUCACUCCAGCAUUAAUCACAGCCAAAGCUUGUAUAUGUUGCACUAACCACCAUUAUGAAAUGAUUAUGUGGGGGAAAUCAUGUGUAGAUUAAUCACUUUGUUUAAAAUUUGGACCAAAAGAUGAAAAGAAAGGAUGUCACAAAUGUGUGUGGUGUUUCAUUAAAGGUUGUGUAGCUUCUGUGACCUGGUUUGUCAGGCGUGCUUAAUAAAGUUCAUGUUAUUGCA
Molecule: messenger RNA, 2529 nt
Organism: Dunckerocampus dactyliophorus (ringed pipefish)
Lineage: Eukaryota; Metazoa; Chordata; Actinopteri; Syngnathiformes; Syngnathidae
Gene: cratb
Product: carnitine O-acetyltransferase b
Exons: 15
Coding region: 472-2163 (563 amino acids)
Biological process (GO): carnitine metabolic process, CoA-linked
Cellular component (GO): peroxisome
Molecular function (GO): carnitine O-acetyltransferase activity
Source: RefSeq, a predicted model, not a curated record